AUGAAGACUUCUCCUUUGGUGAUUGUUUGUCGCCUAGUCCAAGUAACUGCUGCAAAUUCGACCCUAUGUGCGUGUACGAGAAAGAUGCACCUAAGCAACAUUAGUCAAAAGAAAAGCCCCAAUAUAAAAUAUCUACUCCAUUCUCUACUCUCGGCGGCAAGCAAACAACUUGAAGGAGAAUCGUUGAUGGCAACAACGAGAAAAAUGGAUCCCAUCGCUAACUUCCAUCAUUAUCAACAUAGUUCGAUACCACUCAUCAAUUUGCCCUUCAGGGAUUACGCCUAUUGCAACAUCUACCAGCGGGACAGAAUUGUGUAA
Striga asiatica is the source of this 318-nucleotide messenger RNA. NCBI's taxonomy places the organism in Eukaryota, Viridiplantae, Streptophyta, Magnoliopsida, Lamiales, Orobanchaceae. The record is from the annotation of a GenBank genome assembly.